Hyla sarda is the source of this 2068-nucleotide messenger RNA. It is a transcript of the gene NECAB1, whose product is annotated as N-terminal EF-hand calcium binding protein 1. Bases 238 to 1287 code for a protein of 349 amino acids. The transcript is spliced from 13 exons. The record is from RefSeq and is a predicted model, not a curated record. Gene Ontology annotation, molecular function: calcium ion binding. Gene Ontology annotation, biological process: regulation of amyloid precursor protein biosynthetic process. NCBI's taxonomy places the organism in Eukaryota, Metazoa, Chordata, Amphibia, Anura, Hylidae. Gene Ontology annotation, cellular component: cytoplasm.
ACAAGGAGACUAUAGACUAUACUGUAAUUAGGCGUCACAGAAGUAACAGUAGGAAGAGUGGGGUAGGGGGGCUGUACAGUGUUGCUGAUCAGGAGGAUGAACACACUUGGGAGGGAUUGUAGGAUACUGAAGGAGGAUCAGCACACUGCAGAUCGUUCUUAGCUGAAAGCAUCUCUGACUCACCAACCUAGGCUUCAUAGACAAGGGGUUCACCUGACUCACUGCGUUGACUACAGAAUGGACGGUCAGGAGAUGUCUUCUCCUUCCAGGACUGACUCUUCCGAAGAGAUCAGCUCAUCCCUGCACAUGACUAAAGGCAUGUCCAUCUUCCUUGAUAUAUUGAGAAGAGCUGACAAGAAUGACGAUGGAAAACUUUCUUUUGAAGAGUUCAAAGCUUAUUUUGCUGAUGGAAUCCUAAGUGCAGAAGAACUGAGCGAGCUUUUCCAUAAAAUUGACACACACAAAACAGAUAACCUGGACACAGAGGAGUUGUAUGAUUAUUUCUCUCAGCACUUGGGGGAUUAUGAAAGUGUCCUGGCAGCACUGGAGGACUUGAACCUCUCAAUAUUGAAGGCAAUGGACAAAACAAAGCAACAAUAUCAAAACGCUUCAAAACUGGAACAGUUUGUGACACGUUUUUUGUUGAAAGAAACACUCAACCAGCUGCAGUCUCUACAGAACUCAUUAGAAUGCGCCAUGGAAACAACGGAGGAGCAGACCCGCCAGGAAAGACAAGGACCUACGAAGCCUCACAUGCUCUCCAUCCCGUGGUCAGGGAGAAGAUCUAACCGAAGACUUCAGAGGAAUAACAGCUUUUCCCCAAACAGCCCCCAAUUUAACCUUGGCUUGCUAGACGAAGACAACCAGUGGAUGACCCAGAUUAAUAGACUUCAGAAACUAAUUGACAGACUGGAGAAGAAGGAUCUAAAACUGGAACCCCUUGAAGAAGAAAUCUUAGAAGGAAGCACAAAUUCACACAUAAUGAUUGUUCAGAGGCAGCUAUCUGUGAUAACUGAGGAGCUGGAAGAGUUUCGUCUUUCCUUAAAACACUACGUAGAGUCCGUUACUGCUCAGACAGGAUGUUUACAUGUUUCCAUUCAGAGGCUUUCCAGUGAGUCUCGAUUUAUCAUCUAUGAAUUUUGGGAAAGCAGUAACACAUGGAAGAACCACCUCCAAGCCAAUUACAGUAAGACGUUCCAGAGGAGUAAUGUCGAUUUCCUGGAAACCCCUGAACUGAUGACAACGAUGCUCGUACCUGCAUCUUGGUGGGUCCUCAAUAACAAUUAGAAGUAUACAGCGCCUCCAUGGAUCCGAACCAAUGAGGAGAUUAUCAGACAUUAUACAUUAAGAAAUCUGUACUAUUGUAUCUUCCCUUGUGUAUCUUUUAGACAGAUUGUAUGACUGCAGUGUGCGGGAGUAACAUGUACCUGCUGUAUUCAGUGAUUCUGAUGAGAUCUGCAGUGGUUGGUAUUGAACGAGUUUUAUUCAUCAUUCAGUCAUCAUUACAAGUCGUACAAUAAAUUACAAUCACACAAAGCAUGACAGUACAAUAUACAGCACAGGUUCCCUAAGCUAUACACUAUACCACAUGCUACGCUAACACUCCGCUCCAUCACUCGAUAUCGAAGAAACACAGUCGAAAAACAACAACACAUUACAGUCUGUGAUCGGGGAGGGCAUGGGAUCCAUGUAGGUAGGGAGGGGAGGAUUACAGGGCCAAAGAUGGUCCGGACUGUCCAAGAUGGAAUAGUCUCUAAGCAAGCUGUGUAUCAGCCUACGGCAGUCCUGGACGGACAUGUCCUCCCUGUUGUAAAUGAGGUGCUUCCUGGCCAGCCAUAUAGCGUCCUUAAAACAGUUCAUACGGCGCCAGGCCUCCUGGAGAUGGCCUCCAUGUCGUGAACCCCAGGAAACAGUCCAUAAAGCGCAGUGGUUUGGUCCACGUAAAGCUUAAGGGGUUUCUUCUCUGCCAUUGCUUAAAAGUUCAGGUUUAAGGGGUACUCCGGUGGAAAACCUUUUUUUUUUUUUUUUUUAAUCAACUGGUGCCAGAAAGUUAAACAGAUUUGUAAAU